Propithecus coquereli (Coquerel's sifaka) is the source of this 4086-nucleotide messenger RNA. It is a transcript of the gene CSNK1G3, whose product is annotated as casein kinase 1, gamma 3. Gene Ontology annotation, biological process: peptidyl-serine phosphorylation; signal transduction; positive regulation of canonical Wnt signaling pathway. Gene Ontology annotation, molecular function: ATP binding; protein serine/threonine kinase activity. Gene Ontology annotation, cellular component: plasma membrane; nucleus; cytoplasm. Bases 518 to 1453 code for a protein of 311 amino acids. The transcript is spliced from 10 exons. NCBI's taxonomy places the organism in Eukaryota, Metazoa, Chordata, Mammalia, Primates, Indriidae. The record is from RefSeq and is a predicted model, not a curated record.
ACUCGGCUCUUUUCGCUGAUGCGGGAGGCUGAGGGGCCGCCGCCACUAGAGAGACGCUUUCCUUUUCUAUUUUUUUUCCGUGUGUUCACUUCCGGGUCCGGCGUCGAUCCGGAUGCCCGAGGCAGAAGGAUGUUUGACCUCCGGAUAAGUGAGGCACCGCUGUGCAUUCAUUCCAGGCUGCAUCGGUGGCGACAGCAGCGGCUCGGGCGGCGACUCUCCGGCCACUGGCGGCGGUAGGAGGCACCGGCAGUAGUGCGGGGACCGAGUCCGAGCCGAGCUGUGUUACCUCCCUCGCUCAUUCCUUUCCCCCUACCUCGCUCAUCCCUCCCUGCGUGGCUCGUUUUCCUCCUCCGGCCGCCGGCGCGUCUGUUGUGCCCCCGCCGCUGCCCCCGUCGCCGCUGACUGACGGACCUGGGGGCGCCGCCCGCGCCCGGACCGACCCCGCCGCUCGCGACAGCGCCUCUGAGAUGGUAUACCUCAAGUUUACUAUUUUGGCCCUUGUGGUAAAUACAAUGCUAUGGUGCUGGAACUGCUGGGACCCAGUUUGGAAGACUUGUUUGACUUAUGUGACAGAACGUUUUCUCUUAAAACAGUUCUCAUGAUAGCUAUACAACUGAUUUCUCGCAUGGAAUAUGUUCAUUCAAAGAACUUAAUAUACAGGGAUGUAAAACCUGAGAACUUCUUAAUAGGACGACCAGGAAAUAAAACCCAGCAAGUUAUUCAUAUUAUAGAUUUUGGUUUGGCAAAGGAAUAUAUUGAUCCAGAGACAAAGAAACACAUACCAUACAGAGAACACAAGAGCCUUACAGGAACAGCUAGAUAUAUGAGCAUAAACACACAUUUAGGAAAAGAGCAAAGUAGAAGAGAUGAUUUAGAAGCUUUAGGUCAUAUGUUCAUGUACUUUCUGAGAGGCAGUCUUCCUUGGCAAGGCUUAAAGGCUGACACAUUAAAAGAGAGAUAUCAGAAAAUUGGAGAUACAAAACGAGCUACACCGAUAGAAGUGUUAUGUGAAAAUUUUCCAGAAGAAAUGGCAACAUAUCUUCGUUAUGUAAGAAGGCUAGAUUUUUUUGAAAAGCCAGACUAUGACUACCUAAGAAAGCUUUUUACUGACUUGUUUGAUCGAAAAGGAUAUAUGUUUGAUUAUGAAUAUGACUGGAUCGGUAAACAGUUGCCUACUCCAGUGGGUGCAGUUCAGCAAGAUCCUGCUCUGUCAUCAAACAGAGAAGCACAUCAACACAGAGAUAAAAUGCAACAAUCCAAAAACCAGGUCGUAAGUUCUACAAAUGGAGAGUUAAACACAGAUGACCCUACUGCAGGACGUUCAAAUGCGCCCAUCACAGCCCCUACCGAAGUAGAAGUGAUGGAUGAAACCAACUGCCAGAAAGUGUUGAACAUGUGGUGCUGCUGUUUUUUCAAACGAAGGAAAAGGAAAACCAUACAGCGCCACAAAUGACUCUGGACGCAGACAGAUCCUAGGGAGUUACUUACGCGUUCAUGUGCUGUCUUGUGAUUAAAUCAUCUCUGUAGUGACCACAUAUAUUUUCAAGGACUCACUAUUAGAAACAAAAAUGUCAUACUUUCAUACUUCAUUUUGUGGUUGUCUCACAUUCAUAUUUUUUUCUAAUUUAACUUUUAUGGAAGCUUUAAAGUUUUGUCAAAACAUGAGUACUUUGCCCAUCGAUGAAUGGAAUGGACCAGUAAGGUGGUAUUGAUGAAUACAGUUCUAUAGAACAUUUUUUAGCAGCUCUUCUCCUAUUGUAGAAAGCAGUACAGUAUCUUAAAUGUCAACCAGUUAUAUGCCCAAUUUGGUUUUUUAUAACUUCUGUAAGAGCAUAAUCAAACAGGAAUUUUUUUCCCCAGCAGAUAAUGCCACAGAGAAAACAGCAUUGCUCAAAUGUUUAAAAGAAGUUAUUCCUUGAGAAGUUCAUAUUUUGUGACAUCUGCAUUGAUUUCAGUAUUACCGAUGGUACUGUUAUUCAUGAGUCAUAUUAACAUUCUCUCUGUGAAAUCGUGGUAUAGUCACCGCCCAGAGGUACUGAGGAAAAAGCUUUGUGGGUUUGGCGGAUGGUAGUGGUAAAAUGAAUCGUCAGUAGUGCGGUAAAUAUGAGCUCUGCUUUUGUUGUACCACUGUGUGAAGUACCGUGAUGCAGAAUUGGCAAAAGUGCUUAUUUUUAAAAAUGCAAAAUAUUUGUAUAAUGUAACUUUAUGCUUCCAGAUAAUAAUGUAUGUUAGACAGCAAGAAAUGAAUACUUUAAGAAGUGAUAUAUGUUGGAGUUUUAAAGAAAUACACUAAGGAGAAGAAAUAAAUGUGAAACUUGUUGCAAUGUAAAAGGUUGAAGCCUAAGGAGAUCCCACUGAAACCUACUGCUGAAUGGUUACAUUCUCCCUUAAGCAGAAAACUUUGGAUGUGCCAUGCAAUGGUGUCUGUUUUUAUUAAUUAUUUUGCUCUUUGAUAAAAAAAUAACCCCAGCAAUAAAAACUGGGUUACUCUCUUGCCUAUGUGAGCAUUAGUCUCUUGUAUUCAACUUUGCUGUUUCUCUGGAAUUUUCCUACUCUUUAGCAUAAUUUUGAUGAUUGAAAAAUAUUUUGGAGAGGAUGGGUCAGGUGCUUUGCCUCCAUAGUCUUUUGAAGUGCCUGCAUAUGAACAAAGAAACAAUUCUGUAAAAAAAGGAAGCCCAUUCCACUUUUCAAAUAUGCUUUGUUUUAAGCCAUAAAGACACAGAUGUACUUUUGUCACAUUCUACUAGCCAGAAUUUUUAAGAGGGAUUAAAACAAACAAACUGUCCACAAAGAUAAUUAUGCUGAACAAAUCUCAUAUUCACUUUUCAUUUCUAAAAUUGUUACUUACUCCUUCCAUGCAGUCUUUUCUUUGUUUUUAAGUGCGUGCCUCCAGGCAUGCUUAUUUAUUUUUAUUAUCUCAAGGUAACAUUUAAAAUGUGUGUUGAAGUAAAUAAAUCCACAUUUUUUAAACUUCAUUAUUGCAUUUACAGGGAUUUAAUUGUAUUUUAUAAUUUAUUUUUCUUAUUAGCCAAAAGUUUAAUGCAUUGUUUUUGAUGAAUUAGGCACCCAUAUGAGCACCACAGAUCAGGACGUUGUUUAUCAUUGUUGCUUUGAAUCCUGUGAAUGAUCUUGAUUUUAAAGAUUUACACUCAGCUUAGGAAACAUUUGCUGUAUAAUUUGUUCAAUAGUUUCCAUUCUAUUUGUAUACUGUCAUGAUGUCUUAAACUACAGGAAUUACCUGCCGAGUUUUUAUUUUUGUUUGCUUUGAGUAAGGUAGAUGGAUGUUUUGGCCAUCAUAAUGUGAAACCACUUCUUUCUUUACAGUAUUUGACCAAAUUUGUGUGUCUAUGAUAUUUGUAAAUACAUGCGAUAUCUGUAUUUCUUAUCAUAAGUCUAUUUAGUUUUAUUCUCAGUAGGGUUUUUUGGAUUGUACAGUGUUUAUAUGAUCUGAACUCCUUAUACAUAAGAAGGUGUGUAUAUUAAUCCAAUUAUGGACUUAAAAUAUUUUAAAAGUAUAAGUACCCUUAUUUGCUGCAAAGACCAGUGUGUAGACAUUUGCUUUUUAGCAAUAUUUUUAAGUGCUCCAUUUUAAUGCCAAGGAAUAAGUCUUUUGGCAACACAAACUGGUCAAUAAUAGGUAAUGCAGGUAUGUUCAGGUUAAGCCAACAAUGUUUUGCAUUUUUAUGCUUCUUUUCUGUCAACACUAAUGAAGUCAACAUUGCCUGAAUGUCUGAAUAAUGAAACACAUCCCUGUUUAAAACUAUGUAACUGAAAAAGAAAAAAUAAAGGUAGUUUUUUUAAACUUGCUCUUUCCCAUUUCCUCUAAUCAUGGGUGAAAUAAUGCCACUCACUAAUUUAAGAUAGAAAUUUUAAAAAUUCAAUUCAUUUAGUCUAUUAUAAGUAAGAGGCAGAAUUAAAGGAAUAUGCUUUUGUUAUUUUGUUUGUUUUAUUUUGCUUUGGUCAAACCUAGUUGUAAAGAGCACAUACUAGGAAGGACAUAAGCUUUAUUUAAUGUCUUAAAUUUUUUUUUAAACUUCUUUUAACUGGUUGAUAGAGCAAUUAAUUAAAACUAAUGUCUUCUGAUAA